AUUUGGUUGUAUACACUCCAUAGAUUGGGCUCAACAACUUACUAUACCUUCCCUAAUCUAAUGCCUGAUUGUGAUCCCUCACUCAUUAUUCUUCUCUUCUUUCCUCUUUGGACUUCUCCUACUCCUACUACUUAUACUUAAAGCUUCUUCCCUUUUUCAAUUAUUAUAUUAUCUAUUUUUUUUCAUUUUCCUUUCCAUUUUUAUUAAUUUUUUUAAACCAACUUUUCUCUCUAUUCUUCCAGAGAUUUCCCUUACAUCUUAUUUCUUCCCAAAUCCCACCUUAAUUCUUGUUUUUUCUCCGUAUACUCAUUUUUUUUCUUCCACUUAAAAAUAAAUAUUGGGUCUUUUUCAAAAAUUAAAAUUAUUUCAGUUAGAACAAAUAUACUUUCCGACUACCUUAUUAUUCAAAAAUAAAAGAAUUAAUUUUACAAAAAGGGGUAAAUUUUGCUGUUUAUGAGAAUUAUGGGAUUGAUUCUUAAAGUUGCAUACUUUUGAAUGUCCCUAAGUUGAUGAUGCUUGGAUAUGCAUUGAACACGGAGAUAGGUUACAACAAGUCGGAUAUAGUCAAAAACAAGCACAUACCGUUAGAGUAUUUCAACCAUCAACUUAAGCUUUUUGGUUGAGUUGGUUCCUUGACAUGCUAUUAGAAACCUGGUCACGAGUUUGAAUUUUAAUCACAUCUCAUUUAAAGUGGAAUAUUCAACGUCAGACAAACUGAAGUACCAAGUAUCCGGGGAUGUAUUGGGUAUCUAGUGAAGUAUUGGUACUACAUACAACAUACUGAUAAUUAGAGCAUAUGAAAGAGUUAAGAAAAUUCAUAUGGUACAAUUUUUUCAAGUUCUUGAGAUGGGCAGCAAGGAGACAUAGAAUCUGCAAACACAUAAAAAUCGAAUUCUACAUACAUAACACAUUUGUAUACAUAUUUCGUAUAUCUUUGUUUCGGUUUUUGUUUGAUUGUUCGAAAAAAUAUUGACGCCAUGAUGCUUCUAUUGAGCUCUCUAUUUAGCAAAAUUGAUGCACUAACAACUUCUGAUCAUGGUUCUGUGGUUUCAAUGAAUAUGUUCGUGGCACUUCUGUGUGGUUGUAUCGUAAUUGGCCAUCUUCUUGAGGAAAAUCGAUGGAUGAAUGAGUCCAUCACGGCUUUACUUAUUGGUAUAGCCACCGGAGUUGUGAUUCUUCUAAUAAGCGGAGGAAAGAGUUCGCAUUUGUUGGUGUUUAGCGAAGAUCUUUUCUUCAUCUAUCUUCUUCCGCCAAUUAUUUUUAAUGCUGGUUUUCAGGUGAAAAAGAAGCAAUUCUUUCGGAACUUCAUUACUAUCAUGAUGUUUGGAGCUGUUGGGACAUUGGUAUCAUUCACCAUCAUAUCUCUAGGAGCAAUGACAUUUUUUAAGAAGAUGGAUAUUGGUUCUUUGGAUUUGAUAGAUUAUCUUGCAAUCGGUGCAAUAUUUGCUGCAACGGAUUCUGUUUGCACACUUCAGGUGCUUAAUCAGGAUGAGACUCCUCUCCUCUACAGUCUGGUGUUUGGCGAGGGUGUUGUUAACGAUGCCACAUCCGUGGUGCUUUUUAACGCGCUUAAGAGCUUCGACCUCUCGAAAAUCGAUCACAGAAUCGCUCUAACGUUUAUUGGCAACUUCUUGUACUUAUUUUUCUCAAGCACUGUGCUUGGUGCUAUGACUGGUUUGGUCAGUGCUUACAUUAUCAAAAAGCUAUACUUCGGAAGGCAUUCGACUGAUCGUGAAGUUGCUUUAAUGAUGCUUAUGGCUUAUCUCUCUUACAUGCUUGCAGAACUGUUCUAUUUGAGUGGGAUUCUUACAGUAUUCUUCUGUGGGAUCGUCAUGUCACAUUAUACAUGGCACAACGUGACCGAGAGCUCUAGAAUAACCACCAAGCAUGCUUUCGCAACACUGUCUUUCGUUGCAGAGACUUUUCUAUUUCUAUAUGUUGGUAUGGACGCACUAGACAUCGAGAAGUGGAAAUUCGUGAGUGACAGUCCUGGAACUUCUGUUGCCGUGAGUUCUAUAUUGCUCGGUUUAGUGAUGGUUGGGCGAGCAGCUUUUGUUUUCCCGAUAUCCUUGUUAACAAACUUUUUCAAGAAAUCUUCGAGUGAAAAGGUCACCUUCAAACAACAGAUAAUCAUAUGGUGGGCGGGUCUCAUGAGAGGCGCUGUCUCCAUGGCACUUGCUUAUAAUCAAUUUACGAAGGGGGGUCAUACGCAGCUGAGGGGAAAUGCGAUGAUGAUCACGAGCACCAUAUCCGUUGUUCUUUUCAGUACAAUGGUGUUUGGACUGCUUACAAAGCCACUUAUAUUGUUUUUGCUGCCUCAACCAAAGCACUUUACUAGCGCCAGUACUGUAUCAGACCUGGGGAGCCCGAAAUCAUUUAUCUUGCCGCUUCUCGAUGGCCAAGAUUACGAAGUUAAUAACGAUGAUACAACUGAUCGGAAUCUUAUUCAUCCCAAUAGCCUCCGUAUGCUUCUAAAUGCACCUACGCACACCGUCCACUAUUACUGGCGCAAAUUCGACAAUGCUUUUAUGCGCCCUGUAUUUGGUGGCCGUGGUUUUGUUCCUUAUGUCCCAGGCUCCCCUACCGAACAAAGUAAUCAUACUUUAUCCUGAGAGAACAUUAGAAAAAAAAGGUUAUAGCAAACGGGCUCUAAAAGGUCGAGGACUCGAGAUUGACCUUAACGAUGAAGAGCUUUAGUAUGUGGCCGUAGAGUUGCAUUGUACUUUUGUGUAUAGAUGUAGAUUACACUUGCACUGCGGAAUAGGUUAACAAUGUUCCUCGACAAUAUGGCAAUUCGAUGUAUUUGUUGGUUUUAGCUAGAAUGUUAGCAUGUUUUGUAAUCCUAUGAUCAUAUUAGUUUUUGGCUGGAGAAAAUGGUUUGUGUUUAUGUUGAUGGUUAUAUCAAGAUUCAAGACCCUACUGUCUUUAUGCUUGAUCAAGCUAAUUGUCAUUUUGCGCACUCUUUCCAUUUCCUUCCAUUACCUUUUAUUGAAAAGGGUUUACUUCAAUUUGCACCUUUUUGCUACAUUUUAUUAAUCUUACUCUAUUUUAUACUUUUUAAGUAUAUGUGCUUGCAUGAAUGUAGAGCUUUGCCAAAGUGGGUUCGGGCCACUGCUUGAAACAUGCCACCCAUGGCUUUCCAUAGUUUUGGCCAUCGAUAAGAAUAUGAAAGAAAGAGUAUGUGGGGUAGGAGUUCAUAG
This is a messenger RNA of Amaranthus tricolor (Joseph's coat), 3200 nucleotides long. Its product is annotated as sodium/hydrogen exchanger 2-like. Lineage: Eukaryota; Viridiplantae; Streptophyta; Magnoliopsida; Caryophyllales; Amaranthaceae. Gene Ontology annotation, cellular component: membrane. Gene Ontology annotation, biological process: regulation of pH; regulation of stomatal closure; proton transmembrane transport. The record is from RefSeq and is a predicted model, not a curated record. Gene Ontology annotation, molecular function: sodium:proton antiporter activity. The coding region runs from base 978 to 2612 and encodes 544 amino acids. The transcript has 17 exons.